UUAUUUUGUCUUUUUGGAAACUAGAUAACUCUUGGUUAAGUUUGCAUGGGCAAGAGCAGCUUGGACACGAUGUGAACCCCACAGUCUAAAAUUGUCACAUCAUUUCCAUAUCCCCCUUAAUUGUGGCCUAAAUGUGUUUGAUAUUUUCCUUAUUUUCAAAGACUGACAUAAAUAGAUCAGAGAAUAUCAAAUCUGUUUUGUGAUAUGUUUUUGUAUAAAGUUUUAUAUACAAGUAUAUGAGACCCGAAAUCUCUGGGUAGAAGUUUGAAGAGAGUCAUCUUAGAAAUGGUAACAUAUAAAAGGCCGUACCCUGCCCUGAUCUCUCUAGCAACAACCACAUAAUGAAUGAUCUCUCUCUCUCUUUCUCUCUCACUCCACCCCUCUUCAGUGUUGUAUAAGUAGAGUUGUCAUCUUCCUCUUCAUAAUUUCUCUUCAGAUUCCUCCACAGGAUUUGACUCCUGAUCUCUGAGGAUGGAUAACGCCACAUACAGCUACGUGAAUGACUGCACUCCGCUCACUAACUGUAAGGCUGGCCGUAAGGCGGGGGGCUCGACCGUGGUCAACAUGGGCCACGCAGGCAAGAAACCACCGAACGAUUAUCUGAUCUGGUCUCUCUGUAACACUCUUUAUGUCAACUUCUGCUGCCUGGGGUUCAUGGCUCUCAUCUACUCCAUCAAGGCCCGAGAUCAGAAAACCCUGGGCGACAUGCGGGCAGCGCAGGAAUGCUCAGACAAGGCGAAGUGGUACAACAUUUUGGCAUCGGGCUGGAAUCUCCUGAUUCCUCUGUUGUUUCUGGGAAUGCUGGUCCUGCUCAUUGUUCAUCUGGGCAGCUCACAGGGAUCGUUUGAUUUCUUCGGUGAAGAUGGAUUUCAGAGCUUCAUGAACCUGUUCAGCAGGUAGACAGAUGACACAAGGAAUCACAAGAUAAAAACUCAACCUUCAGGACUGUAUACUCCUACACCUCUCUGACAACGUCUUGGUUUCUUUAGCUAUACCGUGAAUUAUUAUUAUUAUUAUUAUUAUUUAGAUUAUUUUAUUCAUUAUAAAUGUCAGUAUACUAUGUUAACUGAUAUCUACUUUGUUUCUAUUUUAUACAGCAAAUUGGUAUAACAGUAUUUAAUAAAAUAUUUAAUGUCCUCCAUAUUA
This is a messenger RNA of Misgurnus anguillicaudatus (oriental weatherfish), 1146 nucleotides long. It is a transcript of the gene ifitm5, whose product is annotated as interferon induced transmembrane protein 5. Gene Ontology annotation, cellular component: plasma membrane. The record is from RefSeq and is a predicted model, not a curated record. NCBI's taxonomy places the organism in Eukaryota, Metazoa, Chordata, Actinopteri, Cypriniformes, Cobitidae.